Harmonia axyridis is the source of this 4147-nucleotide messenger RNA. Its product is annotated as zinc finger and SCAN domain-containing protein 2-like. The transcript is spliced from 4 exons. Gene Ontology annotation, molecular function: RNA polymerase II cis-regulatory region sequence-specific DNA binding; DNA-binding transcription factor activity. The record is from RefSeq and is a predicted model, not a curated record. NCBI's taxonomy places the organism in Eukaryota, Metazoa, Arthropoda, Insecta, Coleoptera, Coccinellidae. Gene Ontology annotation, biological process: regulation of transcription by RNA polymerase II. The coding region runs from base 125 to 2755 and encodes 876 amino acids.
ACUCUGUUAUCUGUGAUUGUGUGAUUGUUCAGUAAAUAGACAAUUUAGUUUAUCUAUAGUUCAGUUAUUUUAGAAACAGUAUUCAUAUAUAAAAAUUUUUGGUGUUUACGAAUUUUGAUUGAAUAUGGGUGAAUGUUAUAAUUAUUCUUGGGAAAAUCCAACAAGUUUUAUUGAAGAGGGAGAAAUUAUAUAUGAUGCGGAAGAGAUUUUACCAGUCAAUACAGAAGAAAUUACAUGUGAUACACAAUCGACAGAUACAUCACUAAAACAUUCUGAAAGUGAGAGAGAUCUGCAAGAAGAAAAACUAUACUUUUCAAGUGACGACAUCUUCACCAAGCAACUGCCAAAUGAGAAUGAAUAUUUAGUUUUGCCUAUGGAAGAUCAAGUGAUUGAAGAAACAGUAAUUGAACAGUGGAUAGGAGACAGUACUCAAGAGAUUGUCUCAAAUGAACUAACUACUGUGGAAGAUAAUCAAUAUCAGGUUCCUUUGCAACAAGAUGAAUAUAUUACUUUGAGGCCUUAUCCAUGUGACUUCUGUAACAAAAGAUUUAGGAGUAAGACUAAUCUUACAAAUCAUUUGUCUUCUCAUCAAAAUACUCAUGAUUACUAUGAAUGUAAUGAAUGUGGACUUGGGUUCAUCAAUAUAAAUGAAUUAUUAGGACAUAAAAAAAUUCACGAGAAUGAGUCAAAAUUUUCUAUAGACAAUAGCAUUCAGUAUCUUGCAUGCAUACAUUGUGCUGAGGGAUUCUUCAGUCAAAAAGAAUUGGAUUCUCAUCUGAAGUUACAUGAAGCAAAGCCUCCAUCUACAUGUCUAAAAUGCGGAUUAGAUUUUAUAAACUCAAGAUCAUUGAUGGAACAUCGGCGAAGAGCUCAUGGAUUUAAAGAUGAUCGUCAAAAGGUUCGAUUGAAACAGAAAAAUAAAUUUGGGACAUAUUCUUGCAUAACUUGUGGAAAAUCUUUUUGUCGACAAGAUGAUCUCAAGAGACACCAACAAAAUCAUAUUGAUGAUGUGGUUAAUGAUCCUGAAUCAGGUUUUACUUGCAGAGUUUGCUGUGAAACGUUCGCAGAACCCCUUGACCUUUUGGCUCAUGCUGAGGAGCAUGCUCGUGGUUUCGAAUACAGUUGCAUGGUUUGCUCAGAAAAUUUUAUAGAUGAAGAAACGUGUGCCGUACAUGUUAAAGAACAACAUCCCGAAGAAGAAGGUUUACACUGUAGCAAAUGUCCAAGGAUUUUUUAUGAUAUAUCCAGAUUAGAAAAACAUCUGCUGUCACACAAAGAUGAAUCUUCAAUGAAUAAUGUGCAUGAUCAGCCGACCAACAGAUAUAAAAACAUUGGUAAAUUAUCAGAUCAGCAAUUUUCAUGUCAAGAGUGUGGAAAAAGAUUUGCUACCAGAAGUUCUCAGCAAAUACAUAUGAGGAUACAUACAGGCGAACGUCCUUAUGGGUGCAGUUUUUGUCACAAAGCUUUCACAGAUGGGGGUACUCUCAGAAAACACGAAAGGAUUCAUACUGGCGAGAAACCUUAUGCAUGCGUCAUUUGUCCCAAAGCUUUCAAUCAGAGGGUUGUCUUGAGGGAGCACAUCAGAUCGCACCAUUCGGGCCCUGAUCCAAGUUGCUCUGAUAGUAUGACGCCGUUUCGUUGUACCAUCUGCUCGGACAUGUUCUCCGAAUCCCAGGAUUUAAUAGUGCAUGUGAUUCAUCAUUGCGAUAUAAAUACUGCAAUGAAAAGAAAACCCAAAGCCGGUCCCAGAAAAUACGUUCGCAGAUCCAAAUUGAAAAGCCAAAAAGUUCAAGAACAAGAUGAGUAUGACUUUCAAGAGGAGAACGAAGAAGAUGAGCAUCGUCAGCAAAGCGGGACAAUGCCCAACUAUGAAAUAGACAUGGAUGUUAACCAGACGCAGGACAUGAGAAACACUCUUUCGGAGCAUGAAUAUGAGGACAUGGAUGUCGAUCAAGAAAUGUCACAUUCUUCAACGCCAAUUUUAGAAUUGCCUGAAAUGGAAAAUAGAGAAGAAUUGCGAGAUACCUCAGUUGUUACUUCAAGGGCGAAAAUGAUACAUACAGAAAAAAAACCAAAGAUUAAUCCAGUUGAAACUAGAGGAAGGAAAAAUAAAAAAAAUACUGUGAGAGAAUUUUUGGAAGGUGUCAGACCAAGAACAAAAAAUGUCACUUAUCCUGUUCAAGAACAAAGCAAGCCAUCAAUAGCAACUUUUCCUCCCAGGAAUUCUCGAAAAAGAAGGAAAAACCCAAGAUUUCAGGAAGAAUUUUAUUCUGACCAUACUGAAAGUUUGGAUGAUUCAGAAGAACAAAUUGAAUAUAAUGUUCCAGAAAAAAGGACUAGAAGAAUAUCUUUGAGAAAAUCAAAUAUUGGUGAUGCAGAAAUUACUGAAAAAACAAGCAAGUUGAAAGAAGAACAGAGUAUUGGUGAAUUUAGCUUCAAACAAGAAUUUGAACAGUGUGAACAACAAAUUGUGUAUGAAACACCUGAUUUAUAUGAAAUUCCUGAAUGUCAUUCAGAAACAAUCGUUAAAGAUGAAGCUUCGGAAUAUGCAAAUAUAAUUAGUCCUUCGAAACCGGAAGAUCAGAGAGAUGUUGAAGUUCAGGAUUAUAGUGUGCAGCAUGAAAUUAUCGAUCCUCUUCUGGAAUUAGCAGAAAUAUCUAUGCAACAUGCUAAAAGCGUUAAUAAAUGCGAUAUGUGUAACUCUGUAUUUUUGGAAAAAUCGCAAUUAAUAAGUCAUGUCCGUAUACAUAUCUGAUAAUGUACAAUCUACAUCAUCUUCUGAAAGAAGCUAGGAGCAAUGGAAAAAAUCACAAAUCAACAGAAACAAGUUGAUUGUUGGAGUGUAGGAGGAGGUGUGAGUCAACGAAGCUAAGGACUCCAUUGGCAGUUGGAGUAUGGAGUUUUAGGACGGAAACUUUGUGAAGGAUAUUCUGAAGAAGUUCAAUUACAUCGUUGAAAUUAAAAGAAGGGGAAUUGAAACCAACUAAAUAAAAACUAAUUUCUUAUUGUAUACUCUUAUUAAGGAUGUUUGCCUGUUGGUUAUUUUUGUGUAUAUACAGAAUGUUCCUAAUUGGAGGUACAAACUUGGGCCCGCAAACGUUUUGUGUUUCUGAUACUAGGAGUUGAAACUUAAUUUUUUUUCCUACCUUCACCUUCCCUUCGCAAGAUAUUCAUCUUGGAUUUGGCAAUUUUCCAAUUUGAAGUUUUCAUCACGUGAUCAUCAAGUCUACUGGGAGAUAUUUUUUCUGGAACAAUGCCCGCAUCUCUUGUUAUGAACUUUUUUUUGGUGGACCACUGGUAGUUUAGAAAUUUGGUCCAGUACUAUAAUUUUUAGUUUCUUGUAGUUUUGUUGUAUCUGCUACCGAUUUUGGGAAAAGUUUCGAACAAUUCUCUACACCUUUUCCCAUUGUUAAAUAGAAAAUCAAAGUACAAUUUCAGAGAAGGAAACAUAUAUUUCAGAAUAGGAAUGUUUUUUUAAAUCAACCAAAAAAUCUGUCAUUUUCAUUUGUACCUCCAAUUCAGGAACACUCUUUAAUAUAUUUAUUGUGAAUUUCAAGAAGGUUAUCUUAUUUAUGGUCAUACCUUGAGUCUGCUAUACUCACCAUGCACAAGGGUGGAAAUGUGUAGUUGCACUUUCAGUUUCAGUGCAUGGUUGCUUCAUUAAAAAAUCUCUUUUAUCUCACCUGGUGGUUCGUGAUGUGAAUUAUGAAAUAGGUGUAAUUUAUGUUGAAUAAAUUUAUUAUUAUUGAUCAUCAAUACUUUUUAGGCCAUUUAUAUACAAUAAUUCCAUUUUUAUGUUGCCAAUCGGUGUUAAAAAAAAUUAUUAAAGAAAUUUUAUGUCUUGUAAGUUUGAAGUAUAUGAAUUAAUUAAUAUUGAAUGAAUACUUUUUAGGCCAAUUAUAUAAAUAAUUUCAUUUUUAUAUUGCCAUUCGGUGUUUGAUAAUUAUUAAACCAAUUUUAUUUCUUGUAUGUAUAAUACUUUAUUAAUUUGCUUUUAAAGGAUUUUAAACUUUUUGAAUAUUGCAUUUUUUGAGCUGGAAAUUUAUCCAUAUUUUAUAUACCAUUGCAUAACUUCAGAAUAUCUCCUCUAUUUUUCAAUGAUGAAAUAUGUAAUCAAAGUUUGAAAUAUAAGUAUAUUUUAAUUUAA